This is a messenger RNA of Macroventuria anomochaeta, 334 nucleotides long. RefSeq lists its product as uncharacterized. The coding region runs from base 47 to 295 and encodes 82 amino acids. The transcript has a single exon. Lineage: Eukaryota; Fungi; Ascomycota; Dothideomycetes; Pleosporales; Didymellaceae. The record is from RefSeq and is a predicted model, not a curated record.
CAAGUCCAAAAGCAGUCUGCUUGGCAUUGCUGCAGCAUUGUCAGAUAUGUUACUAUUACGAGCAAGACAGACUUACACCCUUCCUGGCCUGACUGAAGUUUCCCCAGUUCCAGCCACUGGUGUUGCAACGUGGCACUCUGGUAGCAUCUUUAUCAUGAAAGUUCACUCUUGCGAUUUUGCCAAAUGCAAAUUCGUUGCGGUAUCAACCGGUCCGUACGAGACCCGAUCACCCUUGCUUAGACUGCUAUGGACUAGCACGUUCCAGGGCCAGUAUAUAUCGUCUUAUCCUAGCUAGAUAGCAAUUCAGCGCAGUAUUCUAUCGAUCCGAUAGUCC